AUGGAUUUUGAUAAUGAUAUGGAUAUGAACGUAAAUACAGACGAUUCCAACAACAAUGUUACGAAUGGUGACAGUGGUCCACAAUGGGAUCCGACAGAUCCCACUUCAAUAGCACUCGACACAAACCUUGCUACUACAUCUGCUGACCCUACAGCAAUUUUAACAACUUCGCGAAGAACGCAAGUAAAAUUAACGACAGAAAGAUUAUUAACAGAAAAGGGAUUACCAUACCUUUUGAAAAAUGGGCCAAAAAAUAUCAAAAUUUCCAAAAAGAAGAAGACUGACGUACAUGGGAAACCAACAAAAGCAACAACUACAUAUGAUAAUUUGACGAAUAUUACUAGAUUUUAUCAAAUUUGGGCUCAUCAAUUAUACCCAAAGGCUAAAUUUAAAGAUUUUUUAAAAUUGGCUUAUACUUUGGGGAAAACUGAUAAGAAUUUGAGAAAUUAUAGAAUUGAGUUGUUUCAAGCUGAAAUGGAUAAAGACAGAGAUGAUGAUCAUGACACUACUACUACUACUACUACUACUACUCUCCCGAAGGAAGCAAAUACUAUACCGAAUAAUAAUACAGCACAGGACGGACAUAGUGAUGCAGUUGCAAGUGCAUUCAGAGGCCAAUCGUUGUUUGUCACAGAUGAGAAUAUAUCGGAAAAUGAUGCUAGUGCAGAUGCCGUGAAUCAUGUAUCACCGCAUGUAGACACAGCGAAUAAUACGAACCAAAAUGAAAGUCAAGAAAAUUUCAAAAAUGCUGCUGAGGACGGCGACGACGACGACGAUGAUGAUGAUGAUGACUUAUAUUCAAUAUCAGCUAACCAAUCAAGAGAUAGAACUAAACAUAGGAUUCAAGACGAUGAAGAUGAGGGCGAAGAAGAUGAAAAAGAAGAAGAAUUACAAUCAGGGAAGACCGCUGACAAUCAUCAUGAUGAAGAAAUGGAACUGCUGAAAGAGCUUGAUGAAUUGAACAAAAAUCAAGUAUCCCAGAACAACAAUGAUGAUGAGUUUGAAGAAGAUCAAGACGCGUUAGAAGUAAUGCAAGAAUUUGGUUUCUAA
Naumovozyma dairenensis CBS 421 is the source of this 1050-nucleotide messenger RNA. RefSeq names its product Csm3p (gene CSM3). Lineage: Eukaryota; Fungi; Ascomycota; Saccharomycetes; Saccharomycetales; Saccharomycetaceae. Gene Ontology annotation, biological process: replication fork processing; replication fork arrest; DNA replication checkpoint signaling. Gene Ontology annotation, cellular component: nucleus; replication fork protection complex. Gene Ontology annotation, molecular function: DNA binding. The transcript has a single exon. The record is from RefSeq and is a predicted model, not a curated record. The coding region runs from base 1 to 1050 and encodes 349 amino acids.